Molecule: messenger RNA, 657 nt
Organism: Pelecanus crispus (Dalmatian pelican)
Lineage: Eukaryota; Metazoa; Chordata; Aves; Pelecaniformes; Pelecanidae
Source: RefSeq, a predicted model, not a curated record
AUGGAGGGGAGGGCCAAGUUCGAGGAGCUCUGCAUCCCGCUCUGCGUCAUCCCUGCCACCGUCUCCAACAACGUCCCCGGCUCCGACUUCAGCAUCGGCGCAGACACCGCGCUCAAUACCAUCACCACGGUCAACGUGGAGCAUUUAACUGAGAAGAUGAAGACGACGGUGAAGAGGGGGCUGGUGCUCAGGAACGAGCGGUGCAACGAGAACUACACCACCGACUUCAUCUACAACCUCUACUCGGAGGAAGGGAAGGGCACCUUCGCCUGCCGGAAAAAAGUGCUGGGGCACAUGCAGCAGGGCGGCACCCCGACCCCCUUCGACAGGAACUUCGGCACCAAAAUGGGUGCCAAGUCGGUGGCCUGGAUCACCGGGAAGAUCAAGGAGUGCUCCCGGCACGGUCGAAUCUUCGCCAACACGGCCGACUCGGCUUGUCUGCUGGGCAUGCGCAAGCGCAGCCUCGUCUUCCAGCCCAUCACCGAGCUCAAGGAGCAGACGGACUUCGAGCACCGCAUCCCCAAGGAGCAGUGGUGGCUGAAGCUUCGCCCCAUCCUAAAAAUCCUGGCCAAGUACAACAUCGAGCUGGACACCUCGGAGAAAGCCCACCUGGAGCACGUCACACACAAGAGGAUCUCGCUCGAGUCCCACAUCUAA